CUCAAUUUCGGCUAUCUACCAUUCCGUAAACCUAUCGAUACUGUAGUGGGAGUGCCUAUACCUGUGGAUAAGGUCGAAAAACCAACUCAAGAGCAAAUCGAUGAACUCCAUGACAUCUAUGUCACGAAGUUAAACGAGCUCUUCGAAGAGCACAAGCAACGAUUUGGAGUGGCUCCGGAGACGAAACUGGUCAUUCAGUAA
Messenger RNA from Strongylus vulgaris, 201 nucleotides. NCBI's taxonomy places the organism in Eukaryota, Metazoa, Nematoda, Chromadorea, Rhabditida, Strongylidae. The record is from the annotation of a GenBank genome assembly.